GGUCAAGCGGAAGCACGCGGAGCCGCCGCGGCGCUCGGAGAAGCCGAGCCGCCGGUGAUGGAGAAUCGCUGGGGGAUCCCGCCCAAUGCGCCCGCCUGUAUGGAGAGGCACCUGGACGCGCUUCACUACCGGAAAGAUGGAGCCCUGUUACUUGGAGCAUCUACAUUAUCUGGGCGCAGUUGGUUGGGCUCUGUUUGGUUGUUCAAAGACCCACUCAAGGCCCCAAAUGAAGGAUUCUGCACGGUUGGUGUCCAGACACAGGCAGGGGUGGUGGAUACAUGCUGGGUAUCUGGCAGAGAAAUCCUUGUAGCAUCUGAUUCUGGUGCUGUAGAAUUGUGGGAGGUGGCUGAGAGUGAGACCGUGAUGGUGAGCAAGUUCUGUAAAUAUGAGCACGAUGACAUUGUUACUAAAGUGAGCGUACUGCCUGGUGAAACACAGGCGGUUAGCAGCAGUCUAGAUUGCAGUGUGAAGAUUUGGGACCUAGAACAGAGUACCGUGUUGAUCUCUUAUCAAGCUCAUUCAGGGCCUGUGAUGUGUGUAUCUGCCUGCCCAAGCAAUGAGAAUCUCUUCCUCUCUUGUGCUCAGGACAGGAGACUUUUACUAUGGGACAGAAGAAAUUCCAAACCAGCAUUGCGGAUUGAAAUGGGAAUAUUGCGCUGUUCUCCAACCACUGUUACAUGGCAUCCACAGAAAGAACAAGUCUUUGCUUUUGGAACUGAAAAUGGAAUUGUUGGUGUAAAAAACUUACAGAAACAGGCUGAUUCCAUUCAGACAUCAGCAGUACAUUCGCGGACUGUUUCUGGGCUACAGUUUUCCUCUCACAGCUCUCCCCUUUUGGCUUCAGUCAGUGAGGACUGUUCGCUGGCUGUUGUUGACAUCAACCUCUCAGAAGUGUUUAGGAAUAAAUCACACAAGGACUUUGUUCGUAGUGUAUGCUGGUCACCUCUGAAUUCUGAUCUGCUCAGCACUGCAGGAUGGGACCACCAGGUUCUACAUCAUACAAUCAGUUUAGAUAAGGAUGUAGACACGGCAUGAGGAGAAGAUGAUGAUGCAAUAUUAAAAAUCCUUCUUUUGUACCUUUUCUAUAACCAUGUUACAUCUUUGAAACUGUGCUCUGAGGAGGAGUAAUUACACAGGUGUAUUGUUGGGAAACCCAAACGCCAAAGUAGUGGUAGAGAAAAGAUGUGGAGGCGGGGGGGGUGGCGGGAUGGGAUCUGUGAGGAAAUCGUUCAUAACACUCCAAAUUUCUGUUUGUAACAGUUACUAACCUCACUAAGAUCUCUACCCCUGCCCCAUCAAUUCUAAGAACGUGUACACCCACCUAGUUCUGCUCUGUGAGAGCAGUGUAUGAGUAAGAUAAUGAUGUUUUAUCUUUUGUGUGGGCUUGUAGAAAAGAGAAUAAAUGUUCAUUAGAAUGUCAUGUAUUAGAACUGAGUAGCCAACUGGACUUCUGAUAUUCAUAAUUCAGUGGCUUGAGAGAUAUUUUGGUAGCCUGGAGCUACUGGAUUACUGUGAAUUUUGAUCCCUGCUACUGUGUUUCACAUUAUAUUUAGGAUGAGGAAGAAAAGGAUUAAAAAGAAACUUUUAAAAGCGA
Carcharodon carcharias (great white shark) is the source of this 1594-nucleotide messenger RNA. RefSeq names its product methylosome protein 50-like. Lineage: Eukaryota; Metazoa; Chordata; Chondrichthyes; Lamniformes; Lamnidae. Gene Ontology annotation, biological process: oocyte axis specification. Gene Ontology annotation, molecular function: protein binding. The transcript is spliced from 10 exons. The coding region runs from base 58 to 1035 and encodes 325 amino acids. The record is from RefSeq and is a predicted model, not a curated record. Gene Ontology annotation, cellular component: methylosome.